Messenger RNA from Penicillium subrubescens, 1215 nucleotides. RefSeq names its product serine hydrolase domain-containing protein. The transcript has a single exon. The coding region runs from base 1 to 1215 and encodes 404 amino acids. NCBI's taxonomy places the organism in Eukaryota, Fungi, Ascomycota, Eurotiomycetes, Eurotiales, Aspergillaceae. The record is from RefSeq and is a predicted model, not a curated record.
AUGGCCGAGGACAUCGAAACCAGCUUCCAAGCCGCCAUGGACGCGGGGAAGAUCAACGGUGCAAUAGUUUGCGCUACCGAUUCCGAGGGCCAUUUCGUCUACAAUAAGACCCUUGGUGAUCGCACCCUUCUGUCAGGCGAGAAACGGCCACACCAACUAGAUGAUGUCCUGUUUCUAGCAUCUGCCACCAAAUUGAUAGCUGCGAUCGCGGCACUACAGUGCGUUGAGGACGGUCUGUUGACUCUGGACGGCGAUUUGUCUACUGUCGCACCCGACCUAACCAGCAAAGAGGUCCUCACGGGAUUUUCUGAAGACGGCGAAACACCUAUUCUCGAGCCUGCAGAACGCCCUAUCACGCUGGAGAUGCUUCUCACCCAUAGCUCCGGCUUGAUCUACCACUUUAUGAACCCCAAUAUCGCCAAGUGGCGCGAAAGGUUCUCUACCCCGGAUGAGGCGGGCAGACGAUCUGUUGAAGAACUGAUUGAUUAUCCCCUUGGAUUUCAGCCCGGCGAAGGCUGGAUGUACGGCCCCGGACUUGACUGGGCAGGCCGCAUAGUCGAGCGGGUAACGGGCCUCACGCUGGGGGAGCAUAUCCAGAAACGCAUAUUUGAUCCACUGGGUAUCAAGAGCGGGCAGUUCUAUCCAGUGACCCGCGAAGACCUGCGGGCUCGAAUGGUCGAUCUGAAUCCGGAUGAUCCCGAGGGCUUGGGGCGGGCUGUGGUAGGAGGCGGCGGUGAUAUAAAUCUGCGUACGCGCGGUGACUUUGGUGGCCAUGGGCUCUUCUUAGCCGGUGACGACUAUACAAAGAUCUUGCGCUCACUAUUGGCAAAUGAUGGGAAACUGCUGAAGCCAGCCACUGUCGAUGAUAUGUUCGAACAUCACCUCAGUCCCCAGGCCACUGAGAGCCACCAGGCUGCCCUCGCUAGUCCCAUGGGAAUUUUCUUUCGUGUCGGCAUAGAACCAGAUAUGAAGGCUGGGUAUGGCUUAAGUGGUCUUCUUAUGCGUCAGGACGUAGAUGGUUGGUAUGGUGACCGGACACUAUCAUGGGGUGGGGGUCUCACGUUCGCGUGGUUUAUUGAUCGGAAGAAUGAUCUUUGUGGCAUCGGUGCUGUCCAAGCUGCCUUGCCCGUGGAUGGCAACUUGAUCGGUGAUCUGAAGCAGGUCUUCCGUCGCGAUGUCUACCGCAAGCAUGCUGCUUGGAAGGCGCAGCAGUAG